AUGCCGUUCCAACCUUCCCACCGCAAAACCCCCUCAACCUCCUACCCCCGCUCCUCAAUGAUGCCAAGUCAAAACACCUUCAACCAGACCACAACGAGCAUGGGCCCCCCGCAUGCAGGAAGCACACCGUCCAUGUCCGCGGCUAAAAGCCGUCAAUACGCACAUCUGCACUCGCAGCUCGCCCAACUAAACGCCAAUCUCGCCGAUACGGAGAACCUGUUGCGCAUGACAGCCGUCCAGGCGGGUGAUAUGCGGUUUUUGGGUGGGUAUAUCGGGGGUAUGUUUAUGGGGUCUGCGAAGAUUCUGGGGGAGGAAGGUGUCAAGGGAAAUGCGGAUCCGAUUGAGAAGAGUCAGGAGAGUGUCAAGAAGGAGGAUAGUGAGGAGGAGUGA
This is a messenger RNA of Penicillium malachiteum, 390 nucleotides long. Its product is annotated as DASH complex subunit HSK3 family protein. Gene Ontology annotation, cellular component: DASH complex. The record is from RefSeq and is a predicted model, not a curated record. Gene Ontology annotation, biological process: attachment of spindle microtubules to kinetochore. The transcript has a single exon. NCBI's taxonomy places the organism in Eukaryota, Fungi, Ascomycota, Eurotiomycetes, Eurotiales, Aspergillaceae. Bases 1 to 390 code for a protein of 129 amino acids.